AACUUGCCGGUUCUCCGUAUUAUCAGAAUAUAUAUUUGUUUUCUGGGACAGCAGCAACCAAGACCGAUUCCAUUGGACGGGUGAACAUUUUUCAGCGGCUGACAUGAGGAAAACGAGUAGCGCAUCAUCUACGGAUUCUUCGUAUUUGGAUCACUACAGCUUCGGAAACUUACCGACGUUUGCAUCAACCAAGAGAAACUCCCAAAAAAAUGCACAACCAAAUGCAUCGUUCCAGAAUGAAGCUUCUUUUUAUAACUUAUCAACGAAUUCGGCAACUCCAAAUAAAGUAGAGUUGCCAUUUGUCCCAUCGAAAAAUUAUCCAAUAAAUAAAUCGUUUUUUGCAGACUCGAGAAAACCAUCCACUUCUACGACAAAUAAUAAUAGACAAACAUAUUCAAAUACAGCCACUGACAAACUAUCCAGAAAUUUUCUUUUUGGAAGGAGAGUGUGGUCCGGAAACUCUGAUAGAGCACGAAUUUACACGAAUGACCGUCAUUUAGGGCACAGUACAAGCAACAAAGAAACUGAUCUUGACCCUCAAACCGAACUUUAUGACUUACUUACGAACUUUGGCUCUCUCUUAUACCUUCUUAUUAGUAAAGGUGCGCUAUGGGUUCUUUGGAUUUUGAACCAAUUCUCUCAUCUGCUAUUGAACAAAGUACGAACCAUUCCAAGUCCCAAUUGGAACGAACCAGACGACGGCGCUGAACUGGUGGCGGAAAGCACUCCACGGUCUCAAAAAUCCAUCUUUCAGCCCAAUGCGUUGUCUAAACACGAUGCGAGCGGUAUAUAUGAGGUUAAGAACCCUUUAUUUCAAAAGAAAUUACAGUCAAUCAACAACGAUGUAAAUGAAAAGCUCUUGAAGGAAAAACGAAAAAUGGAGAAAGAAGAACGAGUCCAUGAAUCAGUCUCAUUGGAAGAAUUGGCUUUGAGCCAAAGUAAGACGAAGGAGCAGUAUGGGACUUUCUUUUUUAAUUCGGGAGCCCAUUCAGGCAACAAAGUGAAUUUGGAGCUUUCUUACUUGAAGGCAGCCAUGAACACUCCGUUGAUGCAAGAGGACAAACGACCCCAAAAUGUUUUUAGCAAGUCAUCGGAAAUCAAAGAAAACAUGUUAUCCUUUUUCAAUUCCGGUAACGAGAGCUCGAAAGUAGAAACAAAGGUCGAAUCAAAACCAACAUUUACCAGAUCGACUAAUCGAUUUAAAGACCUUGAAUGGCUUGUUGAUGACAAGGAAGAUUACUUGAAUAAUCUUGAGUCCACAAAACUCUUUAAAGAGUAUCAGAAAAUUAUUGCCGAGAGGAAGACAAUGCAACAACUACUCCAUCUAUCCACGCUUAAAGAACAUGGUUUGGGCGUGCGUCCACUCAAUGAAGAACAAGCCAAAGAAAUCGAGAAAGUUUGGAUGUACCAGCCCGAGGGAGUUCUCAUGUCUAAAUAUGGUAUUAAAAUAACAUCGAGGGAUCUACUUACCCUCUCCGAUAGACACUGGCUUAACGAUAAUGUCAUUGAUUUCUACCUGCAGUUGGUGAAGGAUUAUGUGAAUGGGCAAGGGAUUUCCAAGAUCCACGUUUUCAGCACAUUCUUCUACACGACUUUGAAAUCCAAGGGAUACACAGGUGUGCGCAAAUGGGCGAAGCGAGCCAAAGUCGAUGUCUCAGAAUUGGAUUACAUAUUUGUUCCUGUGAAUCUCAACCAAACCCAUUGGGCAUUGGCGGUUGUAGACAAUGUCAACGAGCGUUUUGAGUACAUCGACUCCCUCUACGGUGAUGGAAGCAGCAUCCUUAAUCUCCUGUUGGACUAUAUGACCGAGGAGACAAAAAAGAACCACGGUGACGGCAUGAACGGCAGAGAUUAUGUCACUUACGACAUAAAUGGCCGUGCCGAGGGUCCUGGCCAGCAGAACGGAUUCGAUUGCGGAGUGUUCACGUGCACCGCAGUCGACUAUCUCUCCCGCAACAGAGAACUGGACUACUCCCAGGCGGACAUGCCAAGUCUUAGGCGGAGAAUGGCCUGGGAGGUGUUGAAGGGACGUUUGCUAGACCAUUAGUGUAUCCUAUGUAACUGUAUAAUUGAUAUUCUGGUAGACUUCCCACGAAAAGCCCGAAACUAUAAAUUCCGCGUCACGUG
This is a messenger RNA of Pichia membranifaciens NRRL Y-2026, 2127 nucleotides long. RefSeq lists its product as hypothetical. The transcript has a single exon. The record is from RefSeq and is a predicted model, not a curated record. The annotation marks the transcript as partial. Gene Ontology annotation, molecular function: cysteine-type peptidase activity. Gene Ontology annotation, biological process: proteolysis. NCBI's taxonomy places the organism in Eukaryota, Fungi, Ascomycota, Pichiomycetes, Pichiales, Pichiaceae.